GCCUUCCUGCAACCUCUUCCGCUCGCCGGCUGCGGCGCCUGGGACGGUUGCGCUGGGUCUGGGCUCUGGGAAGUCGUCCAAGAUGAUUAAAAAAUUCGACAAGAAGGACGAGGAGUCUGGUAGUGGCUCCAGUCCUUUCCAGCAUCUGGAGAAGAGUGCUGUCUUACAAGAGGCUCGUAUAUUCAAUGAAACUCCUAUCAAUCCAAGAAGAUGUUUGCAUAUUCUUACAAAGAUUCUUUACUUACUGAACCAGGGUGAAUACUUUGGAACUACAGAAGCUACAGAAGCCUUCUUUGCAAUGACUCGAUUGUUUCAAUCUAAUGAUCAAACAUUGAGGAGAAUGUGCUACCUUACCAUCAAAGAAAUGGCUACCAUCUCUGAGGAUGUGAUAAUUGUCACAAGCAGUCUGACAAAGGACAUGACUGGAAAGGAAGAUGUGUACCGAGGCCCGGCCAUCAGGGCUCUCUGCAGAAUAACUGAUGGAACAAUGUUGCAAGCCAUUGAAAGAUACAUGAAGCAAGCCAUUGUGGAUAAAGUCUCCAGUGUAUCCAGUUCUGCACUGGUAUCUUCCUUACACAUGAUGAAGAUAAGCUAUGAUACGGUUAAGCGCUGGAUUAAUGAAGCCCAAGAAGCUGCAUCAAGUGAUAAUAUUAUGGUCCAGUACCAUGCAUUGGGGGUCCUGUAUCACCUUAGAAAGAAUGAUCGUCUUGCUGUUUCCAAGAUGUUGAAUAAGUUUGCUAAAUCUGGUCUCAAAUCACAGUUUGCUUACUGCAUGCUAAUCCGAAUUGCUAGUCGCUUACUAAAAGAAACUGAAGAUGGCCAUGGAAGUCCAUUCUUUGAUUUCAUUGAGAGCUGCUUGCGAAAUAAACAUGAAAUGGUUAUUUAUGAAGCUGCUUCAGCUAUUAUCCAUCUUCCUAACUGUACUGCAAGAGAGUUGGCACCUGCUGUUUCAGUUCUUCAGCUUUUCUGUAGCUCUCCUAAGCCAGCCUUGAGAUAUGCAGCUGUGAGGACCUUGAACAAGGUGGCAAUGAAGCACCCCUCUGCUGUUACUGCGUGCAAUCUGGAUUUAGAAAACUUGAUCACAGACUCAAACAGAAGUAUUGCCACCCUAGCCAUUACUACGCUCCUCAAAACAGGAAGUGAGAGCAGUGUGGAUAGGCUCAUGAAGCAGAUAUCUUCUUUUGUGUCUGAAAUCUCAGAUGAGUUCAAGGUGGUGGUUGUACAGGCAAUUAGUGCCCUCUGUCAGAAAUACCCUCGAAAGCAUAGCGUCAUGAUGACUUUCCUCUCUAACAUGCUCCGCGAUGAUGGUGGCUUUGAAUAUAAGCGGGCCAUUGUGGACUGCAUAAUCAGCAUCGUGGAAGAUAACUCUGAGAGUAAAGAAGCAGGUCUAGCCCACCUUUGUGAAUUCAUUGAGGACUGUGAACACACUGUUCUGGCUACUAAGAUUCUACACUUGUUGGGCAAAGAGGGCCCCAGAACGCCUGUCCCUUCCAAGUAUAUCCGCUUUAUUUUUAAUAGAGUCGUCCUGGAGAAUGAGGCUAUCAGAGCAGCUGCUGUGAGUGCUUUGGCUAAAUUUGGGGCUCAGAAUGAAAGUCUUCUCCCAAGCAUCCUUGUACUUUUACAAAGGUGUAUGAUGGAUACUGAUGAUGAGGUACGGGACAGAGCUACUUUCUAUCUGAAUGUGCUCCAGCAGAGGCAGAUGGCACUGAAUGCCACAUAUAUCUUCAAUGGUCUAAUGGUCUCUGUACCAGGGAUGGAAAAAGCCUUACACCAGUACACACUGGAGCCUUCAGAAAAACCCUUUGACAUGAAAUCGAUUCCUCUUGCAAUGGCUCCUGUCUUUGAACAGAAAGCAGAAAUUACACUUGUGGCUACUAAGCCAGAGAAGUUGGCUCCUUCCAGGCAUGACAUUUUCCAAGAGCAAUUGGCUGCCAUUCCUGAGUUUAUGACUCUAGGACCCUUGUUCAAGUCUUCUGAGCCUAUUCAACUUACAGAAGCAGAGACAGAAUAUUUUGUUCGCUGUAUCAAGCACAUGUUUACCAAUCACAUUGUGUUCCAGUUUGACUGUACCAAUACUCUCAAUGACCAGCUACUGGAGAAAGUGACAGUGCAGAUGGAGCCAUCAGAUUCCUUUGAAGUGCUGUGUUGUAUCCCAGCCCCCAGCCUCCCUUAUAAUCAACCAGGAAUAUGUUACACUCUUGUUCGUUUGCCUGAUGAUGGCCCUACAGCAGUUGCAGGUACUUUCAGCUGCACCAUGAAGUUUACAGUCCGGGACUGUGACCCUAACACUGGAGUUCCAGAUGAGGAUGGGUAUGAUGAUGAGUAUGUGCUUGAAGAUCUCGAAGUGACUGUGUCUGACCACAUUCAGAAGGUACUGAAGCCUAACUUUGCUGCUGCCUGGGAAGAGGUAGGAGAUACAUUUGAGAAAGAGGAGACCUUUGCCCUCAGUUCUACCAAAACCCUUGAAGAAGCUGUCAACAACAUCAUCACAUACCUGGGCAUGCAGCCAUGUGAAAGGUCCGAUAAAGUACCCGAGAACAAGAAUUCCCAUUCGCUCUAUCUAGCAGGUAUAUACCGAGGUGGCUAUGAUUUAUUGGUGAGGUCCAGGCUGGCCUUAGCAGAUGGAGUGACCAUGCAGGUGACCGUCAGAAGCACAGAAGGAACACCUGUAGAUGUUAUCUUGGCUUCUGUUGGAUAAGCUCUUACUGGGCAAUAUGGAGUUGAUGUACACACUUCACUUUCAGUGGACUUUUAGGUUAGUGGCAUGAAUUUCUUAGAAUUACACUUUGACUUUGAAAAAGCAUAUUAAACAUUUGGCCCUGAGCCAGCAGAUCAAUGUCUGUCCUUGCACUUGGGUUGGGUUUUUUUUUUUUUUUUUUAAUUUUUAUUUUACUGGGUCAGCUUUAGUACAAUAGUGCAGCUUUGGGUGAUCUUGAAAAUCAAAUAUUAUCCUAUACUCCAGCUGCUUAACUUCAUUGUAUUUUUUUCUUUAAUUUAAUGUGUGUCUGAAAGCUCCUGGCAAUGUUGGAAAAUUUUAUCCCAGAGGGGUAGUGGGGGAGGGGAAGCCAGAGUCCACUUUUGUCAUAGUUCAUUUUAUUAAUAGAAAAUAAACACUUAUUCCAGUUUAAAAGUUGUUAUACUUGAAGAUGCUAAUAAAAAAUGAAUUUAAAAUAAUCACUUAAUCCUGCUUUAAACUGAGACAAUGAAAUGUGGCUUAAAAAAAAAAAAGUAUUCAGCACCACUGCUCAUAGGUCUUUCAGAAUUUGUUCUUAAAGCUUCCAGAACUUUCCUGUCUGUAAGGUACAGGAAUUGCUGAGCUACGUGAAGAAGGCCUCUCUGGGACAGCCAACGGGGAGUUAAGCAAUCAUCAUGAAAGGAAUCGAUGUACGUUCAGCAUGUUAACUUAGACUACACAAUGAUUUCCUUCCCCUCAAUUUAGCUCAGGAGAGACGACAUGCUUCUAAAAACCGAGGUAUGAGGAGUCAGAAUGUUGUUUGCUUUUAGAAUUGGUCUUUCCAACUGACAACAAUCUCUGGCACAGAUGCUAUUGGUCCUUAAUGUCCUGUGAUUUUAGGAAAUUGCGUAAGUAGUUUGGAUUUAGUUCAAUUCAAAAAUUAAACAUGUUUAAUAAGGUUCACUACUUUGGCAGAAUAAGGGUCUACUGGUUUAGUAGCCUUAUAAAAUCCAAAAAUUAAACAAGUUUAAUAAGGUUCACUACUUGGGCAGAAUAAGGGUCUACUGGUUUAGUAUCCUUAUAAAAUACAUAUGUGCAGGUAAAUCAUAGUCUUAAAGUAUACUUAGAAUACUGUAUUAUUUAAACCAAUAUCUAUUUUAACAAAUAUCUAUAAUUAGAAGCAGCUGAUGAAACUAAAUCCAAAAUUAUGACAAAGGAGACUCACUCUCACUUGAUGCUGUGUUGCUUAGAGAACUUUUUAAAAGUUUGUGCCUUUAAAGCCAUUCAAGAAGAGGGGUAAGGAGGUCCCCUCUCAUUUUUUACUUGAGGAUUCCAAUUGGGGCUGGGCCAGAAAUUAGCACUUCUAAAUGUUUGAGCAAAGUCCAAAGAAGUGUUAAAAAGUCUUUUAUGCAAAAGAAUGUCUUUCUGCAUCAGUGAGUAGCAAUGCUCAUCAGAAUUUCCUAAUAACACAAAGACAAAAAUCAAAUCCAUCCACUUCUGAUCAGACGUCAAAGGAAUGGGAGGCAGACUAUUAUGUCAACCCCUAGUCGGAGCUCCUGCUGGCCUUUUCCUAUAUACUGUUCACCAAGAUGAACAGCCCGUGAGGUCAGAGACAGUGGUUAGAGCCAACAGCCCUACACAGGUCAUAACCAACCUUCCUGUGAUAGGGAACAAGCCAGCAAGGAGCAGAACAAGCAAUCCUGCGUCUUUCCCCACUCUCCAAAAAAAGCUUCUCUGGAAACCAAAGCAAGGAUAAUUUCUUACCUGUCGAUGACUAAGUUCCCGUCAUUGUUGCGGAUCGCUGCCCACAUGUCCCACAGUUCGCUCUCGGAGGGCCGAGUGUACGGCCCAAAGACUGGGGUGAGACUGAAAGAGUCCAAAAUGCAGGAAGAUAAGUGUAAGGAGAACUCAUAAUGUUAAAUGUGACUGGAACCUCAGAGGCCACUGCAGUCUGACCCCUACCUGAUUUAUGAAUUCCUUCUACUCCUUCCCUGGCAAGUGGCCAACACCUUAGCUUUAAAAUACAAAGCCUAGGAUGUGGCCCAGAAUUGUAAUGGCAGCAGCUUUUCACUACAUUGUUCCAAGGCCAUAGUCAAUCUCUAACAAUGACUUACCCUCUCGAGAAUACAAAGAAGUUCAUCAGCCGUGUGAGGAUGGGCGACAGCACGCCUCCAUCUUUGAGUAGCUGUGGGGGAGUAAGUGGAAGUAAGGAUCAAGAAUCCAGAGAAAGAUGACAACUCACCAGGACAAUAGGUUUUAUAGUAGGAACUGAAAAGGGAAUUUAGCCACAUCUCCUACUACUCAAAGGUUUGGAAGUUUGGUUUUUGUUUUUUGUUUGGCCUACUCACAUUCUUCUCUCCUGGAAGACAAAUCUAUUUCUAAUCUCACUUAAGAUUACAUUUCUACACUUCACUAAAUCCCAAAGAUUUAAUUUAACUUUGAUAUAUUCAAGUUUAGAUUAGGACCCAAAUUUGUUCAAACAUCACGCUUAUGACACAAUCUCUCCAUAGCUGUAUUUCUCUAAAUAUUUGUUGAUCUCUUAUUCUCAGAAAUAAUUUUAGGUUUUAUGCAGGGGCCACUUCCUUUGCUUUAUUUGCCUAAGAAGGGAAAAACUAACUUCAUUAACAUAAAUUCACACGGAAGGCAAUUUUAAUUAUGGCCCAUUACAAGAAGUAUGGCCCUUAGAAGGUCCCAGCAUUAUGUCAGCACAAAUCUAAAACUAAACAUCUAUUCAAUGGAGUAGCCAACCUUUUGGAGAAGGAGAGGAUGGUGAGUCUCAGGAAAAAUACCUGUAGAAGAAAAGACUUAGUCAUUUACCUAAAACUUUAGGUCAAAGGCAAGCUCAUUAUCAGAGACCAUCCACCCUAUUCACUGUCACCUUUGGGGCUUUUACUUCCAAAACAGAAUUACAAAUAAAAACUUAGUACUGUUAUCUAA
Molecule: messenger RNA, 5611 nt
Organism: Lemur catta (Ring-tailed lemur)
Lineage: Eukaryota; Metazoa; Chordata; Mammalia; Primates; Lemuridae
Gene: COPG2
Product: COPI coat complex subunit gamma 2
Exons: 26
Coding region: 83-2698 (871 amino acids)
Biological process (GO): organelle transport along microtubule; intra-Golgi vesicle-mediated transport; protein secretion
Cellular component (GO): Golgi membrane; endoplasmic reticulum; endoplasmic reticulum-Golgi intermediate compartment
Molecular function (GO): structural molecule activity
Source: RefSeq, a predicted model, not a curated record